Messenger RNA from Microcebus murinus (gray mouse lemur), 6046 nucleotides. RefSeq names its product synaptotagmin like 5 (gene SYTL5). NCBI's taxonomy places the organism in Eukaryota, Metazoa, Chordata, Mammalia, Primates, Cheirogaleidae. The record is from RefSeq and is a predicted model, not a curated record. Gene Ontology annotation, biological process: exocytosis; intracellular protein transport. Gene Ontology annotation, molecular function: neurexin family protein binding; small GTPase binding; phospholipid binding. Gene Ontology annotation, cellular component: plasma membrane; exocytic vesicle.
GCGGUGAACCCCGUGGAUAGGGGCGCCUGGAGACCGCCUCCCAGCGCUGGGUCCUGGUACUUGCUGGGGGCGGGGAGGGAGAGGGGCGCAAAGCGCCGAGAGGCGGCGGGCGCUGAGCGCGUGAGUCACUCGGCUCCCUUGGGUUAGUAGCGGGACUUCGCCUCCCGCCUGGGGUCUGCAUUUCAGCUCCAGCUUCAGCGACUCACCCCAGCAGCCUGAUCCCCUCCGGAGUCUGGAUCUGCUGCCUUUCCGUCUAGGUGAGGGCCAGGUAAGUUUCUCGUCUUUUGAUGCCUACUGUUUGGGUGAUUUGGGGGGAGGGGGUCUUCCAGUCUGUGUCUCUGCCUUUGCUUCCUCCCUCUGGUUCUCUCCAUUGGAGACAGAAAGUUGGAUUUUACAAACGCAACAGAGAAUAUCAAAUCCAUGCUCAGACCCCAGACAAACCAAACUCUGGGGCCAUAUUCUUAAUUUCCCGGGUACCUUCAAGUGUCCCGAUGCGGCGUUUAUGGGGCUAGAAAUGUUUCAUUUGUUUCGUGCAUUUCCCUCCUCCCCCACUUUCUUCCUGGGUGAUUCUUAGAGGUGGGGACAGGAGAGCAAGAGGGCUGAGCUGGGAUCCUUUGCUAGGGCGGCUUCAUUCUCGGCGAGCUGGCAGAUGAUUUACUGUAGCCUGAGUUGGGAUCUUGGAACAACCCUCUCUAGCUCAGGACAUGCCAGAGCUGUAAGUGUUUUCUGCAUUCUAUCCCAGUGGAUCUGAUUCCUGCUCUGUAGCUUUCUGAAGGAUUGAAGUUGAGCAUCAUUAGUGAAAGCCAGCUGCUGCCUGACUGCACACCAUAGCAAAAGGCUUUGGAGAUCUUGUUCAGUUAAAACAAUAAUGACUUUUUUGGAGCGUAAUCCCAGUGGAUCCUGUUUUCUGUAUAGCCUGAAAGAAUACCUCACCACCACCAGCAAUUCUGCAGCGACCAUAUAAAAAACACUUUGCACCAAACAGCUGAGUGACUCUGGGUUGGUUAGGGGGACCCUUAGCAAUUGUAGCUAUCAAUUCACCUUCUGAAUUGAUCAACCACCGCUACUUAGAGCUGCUGUUGAAAUACCAUGUCUAAGAACUCGGAAUUCAUCAAUCUGUCAUUUUUAUUAGAUCAUGAGAAGGAAAUGAUCCUGGGAGUCCUAAAGAGAGAUGAAUAUUUGAAAAAAGUGGAAGACAAGAGAAUAAGGAAGUUGAAAAAUGAACUCUUAGAAGCAAAACGCAGAAGUGGGAAGACUCAACAGGAGGCCAGCAGAGUCUGUGUUCACUGUCAGAGAAACCUGGGCCUAAUCUUUGACCGGGGAGACCCAUGCCAGGCCUGCUCACUGAGGGUGUGCAGUGAGUGUCGGGUCACGGGCCUUGAUGGCAGCUGGAAGUGCACUGUCUGUGCCAAAGUAGCGCAGCUAAGAAUUAUAACUGGUGAAUGGUUUUUUGAAGAAAAGGCAAAACGUUUUAAGCAAGUCAAUGUUCUGGGCACUGAUGUUGUCCGACAAUCCAUCUUAAGAAGAAGUCCAGGAGCUGAAGAAGUACAAAGCCAAGAGCAAACCCGCCAGGAUGCGGAAAAGUCAGACACUUCACCUUCUGCUGGGCGGAAGGCCAGCCAUGACGGGCCCAAGAGAAAGGGAUUUCUUCUUAGCAAGUUCAGAUCAGCAACCAGAGGAGAAAUCAUAACUCCAAAAACUGAGAGUGGACGGAGCUACAGUUUGGACUUAGAUGGCCAAAAUUUUCGGAGUUUAAAGUCAGCCCCCACUUCAGACAGGGGAAGCUCUGGUUCAUCAGAUCUCUAUGACCGGGAUGCUGGUCCUGGGACCCCGAAGAGCAGCCGGAACAAUGGUAUAACCCCAGGCACUCAGAGGUCACCAGCCCCAAGCACACGCAGUGUGACCUCAGUCAGCAGUAGAGAACAUCGUUUUGAAAAUUCCAUGGGUUUGGCUUCCAUUGAAAGCACCUCUGAAGAGCUCAGAAAAAGUCAUCGCAGAAAUGCUUCAGGCACACCUUCCAUAGCAGUGUCUGGGGCCUCCCUCUCCUCAGACUGGAGUCGAUCUGACUUAGAUUUGACUGAGUCAUUUACAGAAGACUUAGAGGACACCGUAGGCAUAAAAAGCAAAUCUGUCCCUGGGGCUUUAGACAAAGACUUGGACUCCUUGGAAGAGGCUGAAAAAGGUGUUGAUCCCUUAGUGUCCUCCCGGUUUUCUGCAAACACCUACAGUCUGGCAAGCGGCUUGUCAACCAAUUCUCAAGCAGGCUCUGACAGGAAGUGGACCUACCUAAAUGUGCCUGAUGCUGACUCAGAUACUACAAGCCUUAACAGUAUGAUGAGUGUUUACAGUGAAACAGGAGACUAUGGCAACGUGAAGGUCAGUGGUGAAAUCCUUCUCCAUAUCAGCUACUGCUACAAAACUGGAGGGCUCUACAUUUUUGUCAAGAAUUGCAGGAAUCUGGCCAUAGGAGAUGAAAAGAAACAGAGGACAGAUGCUUAUGUCAAGUCAUACCUUCUUCCUGACAAGUCCCGAAACAAUAAGCGCAAGACCAAAAUCAGAACAGGCACCAAUCCAGAAUUUAAUGAAACACUAAAGUAUACCAUCAGCCAUACCCAGCUGGAAACAAGAACUCUGCAACUCUCGGUCUGGCACUAUGAUCGAUUUGGACGUAACAGCUUCCUUGGGGAGGUAGAGAUUCCUUUUGACUCAUGGAACUUUGAUAAUCCAAGUGACGAGUGGUUUGUGCUUCAGCCCAAGGUGGAGUUUGCUCCUGAUAUUGGCCUUCAAUACAAAGGAGAGCUGACAGUUGUUUUGCGUUACAUUCCCCCAGAGGAGAAUCUGAUGUUUCCACUAGAACAACUUCAAGGAAAGAAGACCUUUAAGAAGGGAAAGAAGAAGGAGUUGCCUGUAAUCUCUGGAGGAAUACUAGAAGUGUUCAUCAAAGAAGCAAAGAAUUUGACAGCAGUGAAGUCAGGAGGCACUUCUGAUAGCUUUGUGAAGGGCUACCUGCUCCCCGAUGAUAACAAAGCCACCAAGCACAAAACUCUGGUAAUAAAAAGGAGUGUUAACCCUCAGUGGAAUCAUACUUUCAUAUUCAGUGGCCUGCAUCCCCAGGACUUAAAGAAUGUCUGCCUAGAACUUACCAUCUGGGACAAGGAGGCCUUUUCCAGCAACAUCUUUCUGGGAGGAGUUCGUUUGAAUUCCGGAAGCGGUGUGAGCCAUGGGAAGAACGUGGAUUGGAUGGACUCCCAGGGGGAAGAACAACGCCUUUGGCAAAAGAUGGCCAACAACCCUGGGACUCCCGCUGAGGGUGUACUCAUGCUCCGUUCCAGCAUGGGGAAGCGUAGGCUCUGAAGGGACCGGUUUUCCAACAAUGAGGCCUCUGGGGACUAUCUGGCUGCCAUUUCCUACCACUAGCAAGCUGGGACCUAGGACUCUGCUUCCCUGCCAUUUCUCACCUGAUAGUAUUGGGACAUGAGAGCUGUCAGUAUGAACAUUUAGGGUCUUGCUGAGUGCCUAAAUAUACAUGUACCUCUAUAUGUCCACGAAGACCUUCUUGAAUCGAUGACAGAAAGUGUACUACACUGUCCUAUUAACAAGCAAAUUGUGCAAUGGCUUGUAGGGUUUAUACCAUAAGAGAAAUGGCACAAGCUUAUUUGAAACUACAAUUUAGAUCUGGGGUCUCCAACCUUUUUCUAAUUAUGAGUUACUUUACCUUCCUCAAACACUUUGAGGAGAAAGGAGACCACUGAAAAGAUAGAUUACUUGAAGAGUAAGAGGAAGGAUACUACUGGCCACACUUUUUCUCCCUAGGAAUGCCUGUGAUCCAAGGAAGGCAUGGUGGGGAUGGUGGCUGGGUUGAGGGGGUAGUCCUGUUAUUGUAGCAAAAUUGUAGAUUAACCAGGUAAUAUCUCAGGAUGGAUUGACAGGGCUUCCUGUGGUGACUGUAGAAUUUAUCAUCUAAAUCAGCCUACUUUUGAGAGUGAAAAGAGCUAAAUAAUUACACCAAAAUGACAGGUAUAAACUAAGACUGACCUGGGAAAAUUGGGAUGUAGGGUCACCUACGGAUGACCCUUAGCUAUUAGAGAGCUCUGUCGUAAACAUUUAUUUUAUAAAAAUGUUCUAAGCCAUUAAGCAAAAGGGAGUAAGAAAUAAUGGUCAACUGAUACAACUUUUCACAUUUUGUUCACUGAUGAGACUAGUUUAAUGAAAGAGAAAUAGUCUUGCUGUGUCACUUCUGUUUGUCCUCUGCCAUUUUAAGGGAAAGAGUCAUGGAUUCUAUUUGCUUUCUCUCCCUUAUUUUCUCCUUACCUGAGUUUUUGUUAUCUCCUUUUGUAGUGGUUAUCUAUUUCAACAAUACUGCUGAAUGACAAACCACCCCAAAUAUGAGUGGCUUAAAAUGACAAUCCUUUCUUCUCAUGGUUACAGAGGUUAGCUAGGGCAUUUCUGCUUCCUGCUACAGGCAUGGAGGUCUAGGCUGGCUGCUCACAUCUUAUCCUCCUUAGGCCAAAGGAAUAGCCAGAACAUGAUGAUGGCAGAUGUGCAAUAAGAUGAGUCCCACUGCUAGAGUACAUUUUGAGCACCUAGUUGUGUCAUGUCUACCGAUACCUAUUGGUCAAAGGAAGUCAGAUGACCAGGCUCAAAAUCAAGAGGCAUAGAAAUAUGCUUUGCUCAUAAUGAAGCCACAAAUGAGUAGUAAGCACAUAGGAAGGGGUGCAGAAUUGGGGCCAGUAGUUCAAUCUAUCAUACCUUCUGUCACCUGGAAUUCCAGAUGUUUGAGCCACCAAACUUAGAUGCAAAGAUAGUUAAAGCUAGAAGGGACCUCAGACCUGGUUCCUCAUUUUGCACAUUCCAAACCUGAACCCCAGAAAGCUGAGAUAACUUGCCCAAGGUCAUAGAGAGGCUAUUACUGUAUCCAGACUUAAAUCGGGGUGUGACUCAUAGGCCAGUGUUCUUUUCACUGCAGUCCUUGGCAUGAUCCUAUGCUUUUCAAGAAAGAUAGGAGGGCAUAUGUCAAGAAAGGUGGAACAGAGUCUGAUUGCUUGAGCAUGAACAUAUCUGGCUCAGGUAUGUUCUGGAGUCACAUUCUAACCUGUCAGCUCAUUUUUUUUCAUUUGAAUUCAUAUAAAAUCUUUAAAAGUGUAGAAACUGAAUUUUAGUAUUAGGAGAGCUCCAAUGAACUUCAGGCUUAUUCUAGCUAGUUGUUCCAUAUUUCUAGACAUCUAAUUUUGAAAACUGGUUUAAGAAUAUAUUUGUGUUAUUAUUAGUAAGGGAAUAAAUAAUCCAUCUUCAAUAUUAUUUAGUAAUAGGCCAUCUAAUUCUAGAAAAUUAAAGUUUUUAGUUUACUGUAGCUUAAUAAGUAUGGUACUUUGUUUUAUAAUUCACAUUCAUAUCCCUAUGCUGCCCUUCUUAAAAACAGAAAACAAAAAGUAUUAGAUCAUCACUACUUCCCACACAGGAAAAAUAAAUUGCCUUCAGACUUGAUGUGAUUUGUUCUGUCUUCAGUGACAUUUUUAGGGGAGGUGAGAGGGUGAUGAUGGUGAAGUCUGGAGACAUCUCAGAAGUAGAUACAACAAAGUGAAUUUAUUCACUAAUAAUAAAUGUAGCAAAAUAAUAAAUUUCAAAAUGUAUAACUUGAAAUCAAGAAGAGUAUAAACUUUGUGUUCAGAUCUUUGUAUCAUGGUUUAGAACAAUUCUUGUAUCAUGGUUUCAUAAUAUCUAACUAGGUAUUUCCAUAACACAAAACCCAAGUAUGCAAAAGUCUAUCAGAAAACUGUUGGUGUUGCUCUUGGAAAUAAAAGGCAAAUUGAUCUUUAGGUCACUCUGUUUUACAAAGUAUGGUAUAGAGUUACAAAUAAUAUUUUUAAAUAUAUAUAAUAUAUGUGAAUAGCACAGAAUUCAAAUAGUUCAAAAUUGUGAAAAGUAAAUCUUCUCUCCCCUUCCAUAUUACAGUAUAUUGAAAGUCUCAUUCUUUUUUAUGCCUACAGGGUAUUACAUUAUAGGGAUAUAUCAAAUUUAUUUAUUAGGUCCUAUCAACUACACAUUA